Phialemonium atrogriseum is the source of this 1950-nucleotide messenger RNA. RefSeq names its product glycosyltransferase. The transcript has 3 exons. Gene Ontology annotation, molecular function: alpha,alpha-trehalose-phosphate synthase (UDP-forming) activity; trehalose-phosphatase activity. Bases 213 to 1748 code for a protein of 511 amino acids. Lineage: Eukaryota; Fungi; Ascomycota; Sordariomycetes; Cephalothecales; Cephalothecaceae. The record is from RefSeq and is a predicted model, not a curated record. Gene Ontology annotation, cellular component: cytosol; alpha,alpha-trehalose-phosphate synthase complex (UDP-forming). Gene Ontology annotation, biological process: cellular response to heat; trehalose biosynthetic process.
GCCCUGGUUUGCUCAAACUGUCAUCUGAUUUCUGAAACUGACUUUCUACUCCCACUUCAAUUGACUUUGAACCAGCCAUUCGGGAAAAUCUGCCAGACCAGUCAGAACAUCCGCUCAGAUUCUUUCUCCUGGCACCUCUGCCCCUCCACCAGCGUUCCGUCACCCCGCUCCAACUGCUCCCCGACUUUCCGAUUUACGGCUGACCGUCGACAAUGCCCAGCGUCGUAGAAGAUGAGACGGCCUCGCCCGGCCGCCUGCUUUUGAUCUCCAACAGAUUGCCCAUUACGAUCCAGCGGUCCGAAGAUGGCAAUUACAGCUUCUCCAUGUCCUCUGGAGGGCUGGUGACGGGCUUGAGCGGCCUGUCCAAGACCACCAGCUUCCAAUGGUAUGGCUGGCCUGGCCUGGAGGUUCCCGAUGCUGAGGCGGGGCCCUUGAUACAGCGGCUGCAGGACGAGUACAAUGCCCAUCCCGUCUUUGUCGACGACGAGCUGGCCGACCGCCACUACAAUGGAUUUGCGAACUCGAUCCUCUGGCCGCUUUUCCACUACCACCCCGGUGAGAUCACCUUCGACGAGUCCGCCUGGACGGCCUACCGAGACGUGAACCGGCUGUUCGCCAAGACAGUCGUCAAGGACGUGCAGGAUGGCGACCUGAUCUGGGUGCACGACUACCACUUGAUGUUGCUGCCCGAGAUGCUGCGAGAAGAGAUUGGCGACAGCAAGAAGAACGUCAAGAUUGGAUUCUUCCUGCACACUCCCUUCCCGAGCAGCGAGAUCUACAGGAUCCUGCCUGUCCGAGAGGCAUUGCUUCUAGGCGUGCUCCAUUGUGAUCUUAUCGGCUUCCACACCUACGACUACGCCAGGCACUUCUUGAGCAGCUGCUCUCGCAUCCUUUCAACCCCGACGACACCCAACGGUGUCGACUUCAACGGCAAGUUCGUCACGGUCGGGGCGUUCCCAAUAGGCAUUGACCCGGAGAAAUUCGUCGAGGGAUUGCAGAAACCGUCGGUGCAGGCGCGCAUCGCGGCGCUGACGCGCAAAUUCCAGGGGGUCAAGCUUAUCGUGGGCGUGGACCGGCUGGACUACAUCAAGGGCGUGCCGCAGAAGCUGCACGCGCUCGAGGUAUUCCUGACGGAGCACCCGGAGUGGAUCGGCAAGAUCGUGCUCGUGCAGGUGGCGGUGCCCAGCCGGCAGGACGUGGAGGAGUACCAGAACCUGCGGGCCAUGGUCAACGAGCUGGUCGGGCGCAUCAAUGGCAAGUUCGGCACUAUCGAGUUCAUGCCGAUCCACUUCCUGCACCAAUCGGUGUCGUUCGACGAGUUAACGGCUCUCUACGCCGUCAGCGACGUGUGCCUCGUCUCGAGCACCCGCGACGGCAUGAACCUGGUUUCGUACGAGUACAUCGCCACCCAGCGCGACCGCCACGGCGUCAUGAUCCUGUCCGAGUUCACCGGUGCUGCCCAGAGCCUCAACGGCAGCCUCAUCGUCAACCCCUGGAACACCGAGGAGCUGGCCAACGCCAUCCACGACGCCGUCACCAUGGGCGCCGAGCAGCGCGAGGCAAACUUCAAGAAGCUCGAGCGCUACGUCUUCAAGUACACCAGCGCCUGGUGGGGCCAGAGCUUCGUCGCGGAGCUCACCCGCAUUAGCGCCGCCACCGAGUCGGCCGCCCAGGGGAAGACGAAGAAGGCACUGCCGUCGUCGUCGUCCAAGGAGCCUGCGCUGGCGGGCGCCGAGACGACUGCCUGAGAGAAUUGGCAUCUUCUUCCCUCGCGGCCCCGGAUAACGUUUCUUGGUCGAGGUUUAACAUUUCCUGUGCCCACCCGGGGUGGAACAAUCAAUCCUAACGGGAAGUAUCUCUGCAAUCGCGUUUGCGACGGGAAAGCCAUGACAGGGUCUGUUUUAUAGCGGUAUUACACACACACGCACACACACACACACACACACACAC